ACGGGCCAUCCCACCAAAACAAACACGUGGGUCACUCGCUGCUUGCGCUAGUCAGGCUGCCACGCAGGGAGUGUUUGGGGAGUGUUAUACAAAUAUGGAAGAGCUGGCGGCUACGGAUUUUAACGUGUAUGUUGGCACGGAGACUGGGAUAUUGAAAGGUAUCAACCUUAACCAGAAGGCAGUAAUACAUAAGAAUUUCCAUAAGAUCCAAGCCUUAGAUCGUGAGCAGGAGAUCACCUCAGUGGCGUGGGGAAAUGAAGAAGAGAAUGAGAUUUUAAUGGGCCUACGCAAUCAGACUGUUAGAGUAUUUGACACAGAGGCUAAGGCUUUUGUUUCCACAAGAAAAAUAAAUGUUGGUGAAGGGCCUAUCGUAUCACUAGGAAGGAUGGAUGGCAUCACAAUCACAGCCAUGAAGUCUGGGCAGGUGACUCUCUGGCAAAGUGAUAAUGCUGUGGAAAUAAAUGCCUUAGCCAAAGGGGAAUUUCUGACAAGGAUGAGACAGGAUCCAACAUCUCCCAGUGUGAUUGCUACUGGAGGGAAAGAGUCAGACCUUCAUCUGUGGGACUUCAAUACACCUGAAGAAGCUAUAUUCACAGCUAAGAAUGUCAAGCCUGACAUGCUGGAGUUGCGUGUUCCAGUGUGGAUAACAGAUAUUUCAUUUCUUGGAGAUCACCACAGUAUAGCCAUUUCCUCAAGACACAAACAUAUUCGUCUAUAUGAUCCCAAGAGGCAAAGGAGACCAACUAUCAGCUUUGAAUGGGAAGACUCUCCUCUCACACGUAUCAGUGCAGUGCCUUCCAGUAAUGGGCAAGUUGUUGUUGGAACAGCUCAUGGCCGUUUAGGACUCUUUGAUUUGAGAGGACGCAAGCCUGAGGAACCUGUACAUGUCUAUAAAGGCUUUGCUGGGGCUGUGCGAGAUGUUGUGGUCCACCCUAAGCAGCCCCUAGUGUUCUCCGUUUCCUUAGAUCGCUUUUUGAGGGUUCAUAACCUAACUUCAAGGAAGUUGGUGUUUAAGGAAUACCUGAAGUCUAGAUUGAAUUGUCUCUUAAUUCGUGAAAACUUGGAAGAAAUGGACUUCAUCAAAGGAGCCAAUACUGCAAAAAGAAAAAUGCCAACCCAAGAAGCCAAGACAGAGGCAAAGAUCAAAGUACCUAGAGCAAAUCCUGAAGUCACAGAUGCUGAAUGGGAAUCUUUAACAGUUUAAGAUAUAUUAUGUGAAAAUAAAUCAGUUAAUAAA
Messenger RNA from Scylla paramamosain (green mud crab), 1237 nucleotides. Its product is annotated as WD repeat-containing protein 74-like. Gene Ontology annotation, cellular component: preribosome, large subunit precursor; nucleolus. The transcript has 8 exons. NCBI's taxonomy places the organism in Eukaryota, Metazoa, Arthropoda, Malacostraca, Decapoda, Portunidae. The coding region runs from base 95 to 1204 and encodes 369 amino acids. The record is from RefSeq and is a predicted model, not a curated record. Gene Ontology annotation, biological process: ribosomal large subunit biogenesis. Gene Ontology annotation, molecular function: protein binding.